Molecule: messenger RNA, 1465 nt
Organism: Cydia amplana
Lineage: Eukaryota; Metazoa; Arthropoda; Insecta; Lepidoptera; Tortricidae
Exons: 6
Coding region: 13-1446 (477 amino acids)
Cellular component (GO): membrane
Molecular function (GO): phosphatidylinositol bisphosphate binding
Source: RefSeq, a predicted model, not a curated record
ACAGAUAGCAACAUGUCAUCGCCAGUGGUAGUGAAGCAGAUUCCUUUAGAGAAGGAGUACGCCAAGAAGACCGGAGUCACUCCUGAGGAUGUGGCCAAGCUGCGGGCCUGGCUGGCCACCCAGCCCCACCUGCCAAGCGAUCUCAUUACAGACCUAGAACUGGUGCUCGUGUACCACUGCUGCCAACGCAGCGCCGAGGUCUCCAAGCAGGUCUUAGACCUGCACUUCACUCUCAAGACCCUCUUCGAGAACCUGUUUAAAGACCUGUUAGUAAACGAGAAAAUGUUCGCCGCUCUUUCUAUCUCCGCGGUGUUGCCGCUGAAAGCACGUGCCCACGACGGCUCGGCAAUCACCUACUGCAGCAUCAUUGAUCAAGACGCCAGGAAGUACGUCUUCAUCGAUGCACUCAGAGUGUCGCUGAUGUUGUUAGAGCUGGCGCAAGAGGAGCAGGGUACGUGGCCCGGGCUGCAGAUCGUCUUCGACAUGAGGACCUUCAGUCUACAGCACCUGGCCAAGAUGGACCUGCAUAGUGUGCAGCAGUUCAUAUAUUAUCUCCAGGUGAGCACUAACACUCUGCAGGACACGUGGCGCGGGCUGCAGAUCAUCUUCGACAUGAGGACCUUCAGUCUACAACACCUGGCCAAGAUGGACCUGCAUAGUGUGCAGCAGUUCAUAUAUUAUCUCCAGGUGAGCACUAGCACUCUGCAGGGCACGUGGCCCGAGCUGCAGAUCAUGUUCGACAUGAGGACCUUCAGCCUGCAGCACCUGGCCAAGAUGGACCUGCAUAGUGUGCAGCAGUUUAUGCAUUAUCUCCAGGUGAGCACUAGCACUCUGCAGGGCACGUGGCCCGGGCUGCAGAUCGUCUUCGACAUGAGGACCUUCAGUCUGCAGCACCUGGCCAAGAUGGACCUGCAUAGUGUGCAGCAGUUCAUAUAUUAUCUCCAGGUGAGCACUAGCACUCUGCAGGGCACGUGGCCCGAGCUGCAGAUCAUCUUCCACAUGAGGACCUUCAGCCUGCAGCACCUGGCCAAGAUGCACCUGCAUAGUGUGCAGCAGUUCAUGUAUUAUCUCCAGGAAGCCAUGUUAGUCCGCGUGACCGGGAUCCACUUCAUGAACACGCCGGCCUUCAUGGACCGUGUCCUGAUGCUCAUUAAGCCCUUCAUGAAGAAGACCCUGCUGGAAGUGCUGUUCAUACAUCAGACUGGUUCCGGGACCCUGGAGAAGUAUAUUCCGGUGGAGGGACUGCCUGAGGAAGCGGGGGGAGAGUUUAUAUCUGUGAUGAAGGCUAGUGCGAACCUACAAGAGCGCCUAAAACUAAACGAAGCCUUCUUCGAGCAGAGGAACAAGAGGCGAGUUGUAGAGGCGCUACGCCCCGGCCGGCCCAAGACCAUCACCGACAUCUUCGGGGGCAUCGAGGGCUCCUUCAAGAAGCUGGACAUCGACUAGUCUUCGGCGUAGUAUCGCA